Molecule: messenger RNA, 11563 nt
Organism: Paramuricea clavata
Lineage: Eukaryota; Metazoa; Cnidaria; Anthozoa; Malacalcyonacea; Plexauridae
Source: the annotation of a GenBank genome assembly
GCCUUGUCGGUGCUGUCUUUGUUCUUAAAAAACUCAUUAAUAAUUCAGGAGCAAAACACGAAGAAAAAUCAUAAGCGUGUCGUGGUUUUAUAUGUGAUAAAAAAUCACGUUAAUUUACAUAAACUUUAGCUUUGAUUUUCUCGGUUUAGACAAAGUUUAUUUUAAAAGUUACUUCGCCAAUGAACUCAUAUAAGAUGAGUCGUUUUUUAAGCUAUUUAAAGCACUUGUAGUCGUGUUUUAUCACAUAUAAAACACUCCGCUACGCGUCGUGUUUUAUAUGUGAUAAAACACUCCUACGCGUGCUUUAAAUAGUACUUAUUGUACUCAUUGUUUUCUUGUCGUGAUCGUCCAUAUGUGCAGUAAACCCUAAAAUUUUUCGUGACAGUAUUCAACUAUUUUGCCUGACAACUGUUACUUAUCUUUUAGGAUUUUAGCUUCAAAAUGCAUUGCAAUAUUUUGGUAAUUUUGUUUUCGUUGGUGCCUUUCGCGGUUGGUAAGUAAAUUUUUUCUUAUAAAGGAUCAAUUUAUCAUUGAACAGCUGAGUAUGUAUUAGACUUAUUUAACCCACUGAGCUGUAAUGCGCGGCCCAAAUCCGCUGUACUGUGUUAUUUUACUCUGUCUAUCGCCAGACUAUUUCACUUUGUCCAAUGCCAAACAUAGCAUACUACUUUUACAUGUACUGUUUGGGAUGAAAAAUUGAAAAUGUUGGCAAAAUAAGCCGUGGAACUAUGCUCAAAUUUUUCCUGCGACUAAUGUGUAGAUACACGGGUCUACUUACGUUGCAUGUUGCAGGCAAAAUUUCUCUUUACUCAUCGAAAACUUUGGCAAAUAAGUAAUGGCUUCGUGUUUUCUGCGAGAAACUUUUUUCUUAUCGACAUUUUAUUUAAAACGUAAGGAAUCCGUAUUUUUAAUUUUUACCACUAUGGGCUGUAUAUAGAAAGGCUUUUAGUAGCAUAGAGUUUAUUUGAAAAUUAUUUAUUUUCAAGUUUAUAUAAUAUGAUUAUAGAGAUUUAUAGUAGAAGUAUAACUAUUGCACUUGUCUUUCCCACAGGCCAAGCCAUCAAUAUUUGUCCGACAAGGGAGAUCACAGCAUCCAGUGGACAGAUUAAAUCGCCUAACUAUCCAAACAAAUAUCCCUCGAACACUGAUUGUACCCUGACGAUCAAACAACCGCUGGAUACAAACUUCACUUUCACUUUUGCCAAAAUUGACAUUGAGGGUGACGAAGAUGGGGGUAGGUAACGUGAAGACCGAUUUACACUACACAACUUUUGUCUAAAACUGUCGCAUGCAAUUUACAACUUGAGUUGCUAUUAGAGGUGUGCAAAUCCGAUCCGAAUCCGAUUCGAUCGGAUUCGUUCGGAUUUCGGAACAAAAAUAUACAUUUCGGAUCGGAUUGAUAAAGUUGUUUCGUAGUCGGAUCGGAUCGAAUCGGACUUCGAUAUUCGAAAUAAAAUGAAUUCAUUAUCCACGCAUUAUUGCAAGAAUUAAUUAUCCAUGCAUUUAUCAAAGCAUUAUCGCGGUUGUCGCUGCAUUUUUCGUUUGAUACUUCAAUUGGACGUCACUUUGUCAGCUUCUUGACAUGUAUUUCUUGUUUUUAUGUUUAUUCGGUUAAACAUUUCAACUUGAAUGACAAAUUUAUUUUGUUAAAGGAUUCUUCGGAUUGGAUCGGAUUGGAAUUCUUUAUCACAACUCGGAUCGGAUUCGGAUUAGACAAUUUCGGAUCGGAUCGGAUUUUAAACAUUAGCCAAUUGUCGGAUUAUAAACGUCCAAUCCGAUCCGAUGCACACCUCUAGUUGCUAUGUCAAUGGAGUUCUUUCAAGCAGACAAAUAAUAUCAUAGGGCUCUAUCCUUGGACUGUUGUUAUUUUUUAUAUAAUCAAUGAUUUGCCUGGCUGCUUGUCGGAAUCCAUGCCUAAUAUGUAUGCUGAUGAUACAAAUAUAUAGAGAAUAUAUAGAUACAAAUAUAUAGAGGAGAUAUAACUUUUAUCUUCGAGUGGUGAAAACCAUAUUUUAUGACGAGCGAGCAGCGAGUGAGUAAAAUAUUGUUUUUAACACGAAAAGAUAUAAGUCAUAUCUUCAAGCCAUCGUGUAAUGUUCUGUUUAUUAUAUAGUUCCAAGCAAAAAAUUGUGAAAUUUCACGCUCAAAAGCAAAUUAGAAAAAGUCACAUGAUCGAUAUCUUCACUAUAGUAAAGAUAUGGAAAAUAUCUCACUGUGUAUUUUUCAGUAUCUCACUCUCUAGUCUCUACUAUAUAAUAAAAAAUAAACCGAAAUAUAAUAUUAAUAAAGUUGAAGAGACAGUAAUGGUGCACGAAGUCAUGACUACAACUUUGUUAUCCCUAAACCAAUCACCAAUUUUUUGAAAAAUAGUCUGGAAUAUAAUGGAGCAGUAGUAUGGAAUUCAAUACCAAUUGAAAUUAGGAAUUCCACUUCCCUAAAAAUUUUCAAAAAUAAACUGUAGAAAAAUUUGUAUAUAGCUUUAAUUUCUCCUUUUCCUUGUAAAUAUUGUAAAUAAUUCAAAUGUCAUGGUGCCUGGGAAGACCAUCUCAAUUUGAAUGACAGGCCUCCGUGCUUAAAUAAAGUUACUAUCAGUAUCACGACUGUGCCGGACUUGUUGGAACAACCCUGCAACAAGUCUGAUAAUAUCAACAAGCUUGUUACAAGUUGUUCCAAACUUGUUGGCAACUUGGGACAAGCAGUGCGAAUACAACUUGUGGACGGCUUGUUGGCAGACUUGCUACAAGAUGAAAGAUUUUUGCGUGUGUAGUUUACAUAUUAUUAAUAUAAAUAUGUACUGUAUUCACUUAUUCACUUAUCAGGAGAUGAACUCUCGUGUUACGAUUCCCUCACAAUAUCUGGAGGUUCAUCAAAAGACUUCUGUGGGAGUACCACACCGGCGCCAUUUGUACCUGGUCUGAAUGUCGUAAAACUGAAAAUGUUAUCAGAUGGUAGUGUUGAACAAACCGGUUUUGAUCUCAGUUUCACCACCGUUCAGAGUAAGUAAUAUAUUCGGUAUUAUUAUACACUCACGCGCACUUAACCAAUCAGUAAUCGUUGAGAGGGUCACGUGUCGAUCCAAUAUUUUACGUAUUGGACAAGAACCUAUUGGACAGUUGCGAAUUGUGGCUUUUUUCAUGGUUUUUCAACCCUUUUCAGAUGUUUUGUCAAUUUCAAACAUACAACAAGCGAUAUGGCAGAGUAAUGAAAAUAAUUUGGGACAUUAAUACAGUUUUUUUCACCAGUUUUGUUUAAAAUUAUAAAAGCGCGGGAAGAAUUGUCCUUGCGAAAUUUAUUUGUUUGCAACAACCUAAAAGUUAGUAAUAUUAUGGAAAUGAGUUUAUUUAUGCACACAUAUUUGUAAAAACAGGUUUAUUAUCUUUCUGUUUAGUUAUUUAAGUAAAUUAGUUUAGUUAUUGACAAUUUUUUGUUAUAGAAUUGUUUUGUUCGAUAUAAUAAAACUCUUGUUGGAUUCAUCUUUCAUUGGACCUAACCAGAAACAGCUACGAAAAAUGCAACUUAAGGUCCUUGGCAGUAAUUGAACUCGCGGCCCUGCGUGAUUCGAAUGCAGCGCAAUGUGCAACGCUUUAACCAACAGAGUUACAAAGGCCAGUUGUCGAACUCUAACCACAAGUUCAUUUGCACAAUUAUACAUAUAGGGUACUGCCAUGUUUAGCUUAUGGGUAAAUAUCGAGAUUUUGUUGGCAUCUUACUCGAUUCAAUAGCAGGGGCGGCGGAACAGGGAGGCUAGGGGGGCUAAAGCCCCCCCCCCCAGAAGUAAAAGUGGGGGGCUUAGCCCCCCUCCCCCCCCCGAAAAUUUUGUUUGUUCUGGAAGAAUUUUGAUAAUUAAGGAAAAAUUUAGGGUAUUUUUUUAAAAUUUAGGUAUAAGGGGAAAAAUUUGCAAUAUUUUAUUUAAAAAAUGUGUAUGUCCGGAAAAAUUUUCUGUUAUAGGUCCAGAAAAAGUUUUUUCAUGCCUUUUCUUGUAUAUGUCCGGAAAAAUUUUCGUAUCCCUAAAAUGGUACACUGACCGAAAUUUUUUUGGCGACGGGGGGGAGGGGGAGGUCACGGAAAAAAAAUUUAGCCCCCCCCCCCACAAUGAAAUCUGUUCCGCCGCCCCUGUUCAAUAGUAGUUGAAGGAUAUUGUAAAUGGAAAUUAUCUAGUGGAAAAUUAUAUGCAUUUAUUAUACCGAUCGCAGGGCAGCAGGUUCGAUUCCUGCUAGGGACCUACAGUGGCAUUUUUUCGUAGCUGUUCCUUUCUUGAUUACGAAGUGGUUAGCGCACUUGCCUUUCACCUCUAAGGUCGCAGGUUCGAAUCUCAGUGAGAACUUCUCAAUGUGACUCGAACCCAGUCCUCAUGUGAAAAGAGUAAAAGUCAACGCUCUGCCGAAAGUCGUGGAUUUUCUCCGGGUACUCCGUGUUUCCUCCCACAGGGAAAGUUGACAGGGUGGGUUAGGCACAUAGGUCAGGAGGCAUAUCAUAAUGAGGUAUGGACUAAUAGCGGCUGCUUAUUGGACUAAUAGCGGCUGCACUUCAGCCUUCUGAAUGAUGGUUUUUAAGGCACAUUUCAGCCCUUUUAAUUGAAAAAACUAACUAGGAAAAUCAAUUAUACAUAAUUCAAGAUCACUGAACUCAAUGUUUGUAACAAUAAAAAUGUUUUAAAAUAUUAAAAACAUUAAGUUUGGUGAUCUUGAAUUAUGCUUAAUUGAUUUUCCUAAUUAGUUUUUUCAAUUAAAAGGGCUGAAAUGCGCCUUAAAAACCAUCAUUCAAAAGGCUGAACUGUGCCUUUAAAGCGCCAUUGACCUCGGUCUGCUUCACGCCAGUUCCGGCUGUAAUUGUAAUGCUCACUUCAAACACUCAUUAAUAAUUCAUAAGCUUAUUGGCAAAUCAUGUCAACCAUAAUAUGUCACGUGCAGGUGCUUUAACCUGAUAAAACACUCCUAAUUAGUAUUCUUUAUAUAAAGAAUACUAAUAAGGCAGUAUCUAUUGUAGUUGUGUAGUAAGGCAGUAUAUCUAUUGAAUUUGUAUAGUCGUAUAACCUAAUAAAACACUCCUGCUCGUUUAUUAAACAGUACUUGAUCAUACACAUAUGUAAAAUCGUGCAAUAGAAAUAUUAAAUAUUAUUAUUAUUAUUCUGUGUAUAGAAUAUUGCUAUCUUUGUUUGUUCUAGCACCUGGUUUGCCCCAAGCAGUGAGUGUGUGUCCGACCAGAUCAAUGACCCCCAGUCCUACUGGUCGUGUCCACUCGCCUGGAUUCGCUGGUAACUAUGGCGCCAAUCUGAACUGUAAGCUUACAUUCAACAUGCCUUCAAACAAGGAGUUUGAAUAUUUUUACAACAUUCGCGAUAUUGAAUGUAAGUGCACAUUAACAAUAUUUCAAACAUCAUUAAUAAUUCAUAAGCUUAUUGGCAAAUCUUGUCAACCAUAAUAUAUGUCACGUGAAGAGGCUUUAAACCUGAUAAAACUCAUCGUCAUCAGUAUUCUUUGUAUGAAAGUCCAUCCUAAUUCCUAAUUAGUAUUCUUUAUAUAAAGAAUACUAAUGAGACAGCAUCUGUUGUGGCCGUGUUGGCCCGUGUUUGAAGCCAUUCAAAACAUUUUUUAUUCAGAUCAUAUCUAAAAUGAUCGUGCUGCGCAUUCGCAUUUUAAAUAUGAUAAAACACUCCUACGCGUGUUUUAAAUAGAAAAAUGGUUAUCGUUUUUCUUCCAAAAUUAAUUUCAACCAAGAUACCCACUGCUGCCCCAUAGCAUACUUUAAGACUGACCUGAGUUUUACAAAGUAUAACUAUAACACCGUGUAUUCUCUUUGAGAAAUAAAAUUUUAAAAGUUUCUGCUAGUGCUGGAUUUAGCAAACGAGACUGACCACCAUCGUUUUCGUGCUUUUUUCGGCUCAUUUCCGAAAGGGCUAUAAUUUUGCUUGCGUGGAUUGUUUAUUUGUUUUCAAUCUUAAUCUUUUACACUUUGCCUUAAAGUGCCUAUGACACGAAAUUUCACACCAAAGGUUUACGGUUGCAUUGUUAAGAUCACUUAAAAUGACUUAAUAAUUUCUUUUAUAGAAUUUUGGUAACUUGCUCCCUUUUCAAGAUAUUCAACUUUGUUUCAUAUGCAAAUAUCACCGGUGUGACAUCACAUCACAUAAUGAGUUUUCAGAAAAUUAUAGUUUUCUUCACGAAUACGUAUCUAAAAAACUUAAAAAUUGCCCUUGUAUAUGUAUAAAUUUCAUAACUGGUAAUUAACCCUCUGUAAUUGUUUGUAAAAAUAUUUUAUUGAGGUAAAAUAUUGCGUUUUCAAAAUGUCAUUAUGCGAUGUGAUGUCACACCAGUGAUAUUUGCAUAUGAAACAAAGUUGAAUAUCUUGCAAAGGAGGUAUUUUGUCGCUCAGUUUCAUGCUGUUGCCUCGGCUGUUGCAAUACUAGAUUCCCUUUAUUACGUUUUCGUAGCGCUUUGCAUUGUGGUUAUAGUGGUAUCACUGAUAAAGAUAGCGGCCUCGAAUGAAAAUAUUGAAUGUUUUCGCGUAUAUUUCGCUGUUGGCUAUCACGCACCUGACCCUAGCUUUUUUUAAAAGUUCUUGCACGGGUUGGGACAAAAAAUAAACCAUCUUGAAUGUCAGUGAUACCACUAUAACCACAAUGCAAAGCGCUACGAAAACGCAAUAAGGGGUAUCGUCAAUUGUCGAUGUCGCUUCUGUUGUUUUGGUCCAAUAGACCUUUCCAGUAAUUACGUCACAACUACACUGUUUUCAACUUAGGACCACCUUAAAUGCAAUAGAUUUCAAGUUUGUUUCUCACGGACUAUGGUCAGAGAAGCAGAACAUCCUUCGUCAACACAUGCAUAAAAAGGAAUUUUUGAUGUUGACUAUUUAAUGUGGAAAUAAGCUUAAACACGAAAACGAGGCUGAGGGGACAUGGCCCUUCUUGGCCCCUUAGCCUCGUUUUCGUGUUUAAGCUUAUUUCCACAUUUAUUGGUCAAAAUCCAAAAUUCUAUUUGAUGCAUGUGUUGAAGAAGGAUGUUCUGCUCCUCUGAUCAUAGCCCGUGAGAAACAAACUUUAUUAAAAUCCAUUCCAUUUAAGGUGGUCCUAAGUUGAAAACAGUGUUAGUCGUGACGUAAUUAGCGGAAAGGUCUAUUGGUUGUUUAUGUUGAUGCUGCUUGUAUAUACUGGUUGCUGUCGUUGUUACUCAAACUAACGGUGAAUAUUUUAAUGUUUUGCUUACAGACAUUAACGGGUGCACGAAAGACAAGUUGACGGUUGCGGACAACAGUGCAGUUGGCUCCACGUGUGGUCAAUCAUCUACCAGCGGCCCGGCGAAGUCACUCAAGGAUGGUGAUGUCUCAUUUCAUUUUACAACCGACGGGAGCGGCUCUGGAAGCGGAUUUUUGUUAACCUACAAACUCAUCGACAAACCAGUCCAGAGUAAGUUGUUGCGAGAGCGAUUUUUAACCCUGUAUGCCCUACAGUAUAUGGACAAUUUUGAACGUUUUUCGUCGUUAUUACGCGAAAUUGAACGACAACAAGCGAGGGAAACUGAAGCCAAAAUCAAAUAUUUGUACAAUUUUGUUUUUUCAUAGCUUGUAGUUGUCCAAAUGGAAAUUCGUACAUCAAACGAACAAUCACCAAAAAUAACAUCAUCAAACGUUCCGACGACGACAUUAGCUUGGAAUUUAAAACGACUCAAGCCAACGGACUCUUUUUGUUCGCCAAAGGCGGCCUUCGUGACUUUAUUCUACUGAAACUGCAGAAUGGGAAUAUAGUAUUCGAAGUUGAUCUGGGAACUGGUAAGGUGAUAGAAUCCAUUUAGGACCGGACUGCAAGUCAUUAGAUAGCUUAAGAUCUACGACGUCGACGUCAGCUAGGACGUCAGGGCUAUGAAGAGGACUGGGACUAGGAUGUCGUCCUAAUGUAGUCCCAGUCCUCUGCUUAGCCCUGACGUCCUAGCUAACGUCGACGUUGUAGAUCUUAAGCUAUCUAUUAUUUAUGGCGGGGGGGAGGGGGGGGGGCACCGAAGAGAAAAGGGUUGGGUAAACAAAAGUUUGAGUGAGUAAAAGGUUGGGUAAAUGAAACUAAACAAAACAACUCAAGGGUUGGGUAAUAAGAAUUUAUUGUCAUUUCCAAAGCAUGACUUUCUCAAAUACUGAAGACUGAAAAGCAAAGCAAUGUCAAUACUUGUGUGUCAAUACAGUUGACAAAUCAAUCAGUCACUAUCUUGAUCAUUUUCCGAUUUGUCAGGAGGAGAAUGGUAUCGUGAGAAAGAAAGUACUUUUUCCAACAGUGUCGUAACACUGGAAUUUGUUUCAGAAUUCUUGCUAUGGAAAUAGUAUGGAUCUUCUAUACAAAUUGCAAUUUCCAUACUAUGGAUAUACUACUUUAUAGUAUGGAAAUAAGUAUGGAUAUACUGUGGAUUUAGUCAUGCAAGAUCGCAAAUUCCAUAGUCAUGAAUUUCACUAUUUCACUAUUUUCUCCAGUGAUAUUUUAACUUAUAAAUAAAUAGAAUACAUACAGAUGGCUUUAAAGUAAAGUGAAUUCAUUUUGAUCCAAUCCCAGUACUAUAGACAUGGUACCACUGGUACUAGUAGCAGGACCGGAGAUACGGGGGGGGGGGGGUGACACCCCCAGAAAUUAUAUUCAGUCGGCAGGACUGCUAUUCAGUCUGUAGGACUGCUAUUUGGGUUAAAUAUUUCCGCGCAAGGGGCAAGAUAUUUGGGUUUUUUGGGUAAAUUUCCGAAUUUUGGUAUGAAAAAUUGAGUUAAAGUCACUGGAAAGGACAUGUUGGUCUCCGAAAAAUUUUUUUCCGUCAGUCGGUUGAAAUGACCUUACACCUGCCCUGAAGAAUUCCCUGAGGACGGCCCUGACUAGUAGUGAAUUAAUUUAAACCUUUGACUCUUGUGCAAUAUAUUUUAGGCAAUAUUACAGUGCGGGUUCCUUCAGGAAGUCUAAAUGACAACGCUUGGCACAAGGUUGUGGUGGAAAGGCGAUCAAGAUCUGUCAAAGUAACUGUGGAUGACCUUUCUCAACGUGAGCAUGAAAUUUAUACUAAGGGGUGUGUGGAGGGGGAGGGGAGCAGGGUAUAUAGAGCAGGAAUUGAAAAGGGGGUUCUUGUAUAGUAUUUCUCGAGGUAUUUCUUGUUAGCCUCGAUUUUCAACACAUUUUUUCGAGGUUUUGUACGCCGGCAUGUUGGAAAUCGAACCACUUGGAGAGUUUUCAUACAGGAUUUUGUGCAUCUUAUUCGAUAGAACUUAAUUGUCAAAGGGAUUCAUAGAUAAAAAUUUCAAAUGGAAUUUUUAUACAUUUGUUAUACCCAACUAAGAGCAGUUGCAAAAAAUGCAACCAUCAUUUGCAUAAAAUAGAAUAAAGGAGAAUAAGUACACAAAAAUGGUCAAAAUAGUCAUAUCAUUAGUUCGAGUAAAAACGCUCAACUGACCACAAAGCAACGAGUUUUUACUGUUUUACGCGGCGCUGCGUUAAAUCAUAGCCUAUCGAAGGGAAGAUGGCUGUGAAACUCAUUAGAAUAACAAUAUUUAACAAUUAUUCGCCGAAGGCGAGGUGAUUAUCGGGGAACAUUCGCCGAGACGAAGUCGAGGUGAAUAUUACCCAAUAAUCACCGAGCCUGAGGCGAAUAAUCAUUUUAAUAUUUUUGUGUUUUUUGGGACUGGAUUUAUUUUAAUUUCGCUUAUUUCUUUAUCAGUAUAACGUCCACAAAACGGCUAGCCGCCAUUUUGAAAAUUUUGGUUUUGUUAUAUUCACCUGUAGGUGAAUAUAACAGCUUAAUACGUCAUAUUUGACCAAUCAACUUGUAGGAUUUGUUAUGUUCACUUGUGCAAAAAUGCUAAAUUCAUUAGCUAUGUUAGUCAACGUUUAUUCAUAAAUAUGGUCUUUCACCGUCACGUGUGCAUUGCAUUUUUGCCAAAUUCACCCAACCAAUAGCAAUUUCCAAUUUACCCUAUUGUCCAAGUCACGGAUAGGUAACUUUCCUAAAACAUUGCUAUUGGUUAGUUGGGCAAAAAUACAAUACACACGUGACGGUGAAAGACCAGAUUUAUGAAUAAACGUUGAUUAGCGUAGAUAACGAGUUACACAGGGUGUCCCAAAAAAACCCGAAAACUAUUGAAAUCACCAAUAACAAUUUAAUUGUUAGAAUUUGAAUGCCUUAGCACUCUGUUGGUUCCCACGAGUGCAUAAAUGAUUGACAUAAGUAAAUGUUAUGCAUAAAGAAACUGUUUAAGACUGCUGUUUUAAAUUCCCAAGAGCAGAAAAUCGCGCACUUUACAAGGAGAUGUUUUUAACUAAAUUUAAUAUAUGCACCUUGUCAAUAUUUUACAUGCAUGUACGCAUCAUUACGUUCAGCUGUUUGGAAGGGCAUUCAAAUUUUAACAAUAGUGAUUUCAAUAGUUUUCGGGUUUUUUGGGACACCCUGUAUUGUUACUCUAAUGAUCUCACAGCCAUGUUCCCUUCGAUGGGCUGUGCCUAUAUGGUUAAAUUAAUAAGCACAUAAUCGUAUGCCAUUCAAAUUAGAAUAAUAAGGUAAAUUUCUAAAGGUCCCCUUGUUUUUAAGACACCAUUUACCAUAUAUACAUAAAGUUGUGGUUAGAACUCGACAACUGUCUCCCUGUACUCAGCUGGUUAGAGCGCUGCACCGGAAUCGCAGGGCCGUAGGUCGCUCUGUCUAUUUUGUUCUGCCUAACGCAUUUACUUGUGAAGGAGAACUCAAUGGGUUAAACUCUUUUAUUUCAGAGAUUGCUACAACCAAAGGCACCUUCACCUCACUUGAUAUCAAACCCCAGAACCUGCUGGGCGCUGCAAUGUACUCUCUGGGCGGUCCAUCAGGAAUUCGAUACGACGUCAACUUCCAAGGAUGUAUUCGAAACUUUGUGAUUGAUCAAAUGAAACCUGUCGAGUCCUAUCUACAAAACGACGCCGACUAUACGAUGUACGGCUCCACAACCAUGGGCACUUGUUAGACUGUUCUGAAGUUUGAACAGUUGUUUAUGUCGAUUCUAUUUGUAUGUUAGUUUUUUUUAUAGCAGUAUAUAGAAUUAAGGCUAAUAAGUGGACUCAAAUACCUAUGUUUUAAAUGCAUGAUAAUUUUGUUAUAGGAUUAAUGCUAGAAAGUUAGUCCAUAUAGUUUUAUAAAUCUAUAGUAGACUAUACUGUUCCUCGUUCGCUUUUCGAGUUUGUCAAUCUGACAUUUUCCAGAAAAGCUCCAAAAUUCGAUUGUAAUACUGCCCAUUUUGGAAAAUGGAUACCAAUAUUCUACGUGUAUACUGGUUUCGUUGUGUGGUUUAGACUAAUAGGUUAGCACUAAUGCUUGAUUUUUUGUACGUUAAUUUGUGAUUAGAGUCAUUAGAUUUAAGUCCAAUCAGAUAGUAGUAUUUAUGGGCCGUGUAGUUUCGUACAUUUAUACUUGUAGCCACUAUUGAUUUUAUCGUAAUGCAUAAUUUUAAUUCAGAAAGUUUGUUUUAUCUUGUAUAUUCGUUAUAUUGCUCAGUUAGUCAAAUAUAUUUCGUAAAAUGUUUGUGUACUGUAUGAAUGGUUUCUCUAGUUUGAGCAAAUGAUAGCUGUUCACCAGUCCACACCGGG